Messenger RNA from Cokeromyces recurvatus, 2431 nucleotides. RefSeq names its product VTC domain-containing protein. The record is from RefSeq and is a predicted model, not a curated record. The transcript is spliced from 3 exons. The coding region runs from base 71 to 2326 and encodes 751 amino acids. NCBI's taxonomy places the organism in Eukaryota, Fungi, Mucoromycota, Mucoromycetes, Mucorales, Mucoraceae. Gene Ontology annotation, cellular component: vacuolar transporter chaperone complex; fungal-type vacuole membrane.
AUUCUUACUUUUCUUUCUUGUUUUUUUUUUAAAAAAAAACAAUUAAAAGUAAAAAAAGGCUAUUAUCAAUAUGAAGUUUGGCUCACAUUUAAAGGAUGCUAUGUAUCCAGAAUGGACAGCUUAUUAUAUUGAUUAUGAUAGUUUAAAGAAAAAGUUACGAAAAGCAGAAAAAGAUAGACCAUUUACUGAAAAAGAUGAAACAGAAUUUGUAGAAUUAUUGGAUAAUAAUCUCGAAAAGGUCUAUGCUUUUCAUCAAGAUAAAAUGGAAGAAAUUAAAAAAAGAAUUAAUUUAUAUGAUGAUAAUAUAAAUAAGAAUGAUUUACUAACUGAAGAAGAAAUGAGCUCAAUUCAAGAAAACAUCAACUGGGUAGCUGAUGAUAUCAAUCGACUUGCUCGUUAUUCUCGUAUCAAUUAUACAGGUUUCCUGAAAAUUAUUAAAAAACAUGAUCGCCAUACUGAUUAUAUCCUCCGUCCAAUGUUUAUGGUUCGUUUAAAUCAAUGUCCCUUUUGGAAUGAAAAAAGUAAUGAUAAUGAUGGAUUAUUGUUAAAAUUAUCAACUUUAUUCUCUAAAGUGAGAGAAGGUGGCUUGUCUAUGUCUUUCAAGCCCACCUAUCAUCAAGAACAACAACAAUUGGAAGAAGAAGGUCGAAAUUUAAUAGUAAAGCGUUUUUUUGUUCAACCUGAGAAUAUUUUAGAGCUUAAGACCUAUGUUUUGCGUCAUCUACCUGUCUUAGUAUAUCGCGAUCAUAAUAAUAUAUCUAACGAUCAAGAUAACAUUGAUCCUCCAGUCUCUUCACUUUAUUUAGAUAAUACCGAUCUGGAUUCUUAUAAUUCACGUCUUGAAGGUGCAGAAGGGUCUCAAAUUAUUCGCCUUCGCUGGUAUGGAAGCGUCAAAAGAAAUCGUUCUAUCAGUUUUGAACUUCGAACAUUAGCAGAGGAAAGUCGAGGUGAACUUAAGAAUAGAUUUACGAUUAAGGAUAAACAUGUUUCAAAUUUUUUACAAGGAGACCAAGCAUUUAUUGAAAAGUCUAUACAAAAAAUGAAAAACAGCGGUCGAUCAGAUGAAGAAAUAAACAACUAUAGGCAUUUAAUUAAACAUGUUCAGAAUUUAAUUCAUGAGAAACAAAUGCAACCAGUCUUGAGGACUUAUUAUCGUAGAACUGCUUUUCAAAUUCCUGGAGAUAGGACUGUCAGAAUGGCACUUGAUACUGAUUUAUGUUUUAUUAGAGAAGAUUCUAAACUCUUUCCAGAUGAUGAUAGGGUUCGUCGUCCGGAUAAUCAUUGGUGUCGACCUGAUGUUGACAUAAACUUUCCCUUUAAUAAUAUUCAAAAUGAGAAUGAUAUCAAUCGAUACCCUUUUGCUACAUUUGAAAUCAAGCUCGAAUUAGCAUCUAAUGAAAAAAUGCCUGAAUGGAUAUCUGAUUUAGAAGAAAGUGGUAUUUUAGAGGAAGCAUCUGAUUUUUCAAAAUUUGUUCAUGGUAUUGCCGUUAUGUUCGACACCCGCGUUUCUCUUUUGCCCUAUUGGCUAGCACAGAUGGAUAAUGAUAUUGAUCAAUUACCUACUUUGCCCUCAAAUACGCCUUCUGUUGUUGUAAGCAGUACUAGCAGUCAAAAAAAGCAUCCAAAAAAUAAAAGUGUACCAGCAAGUGUAUCAAGUUUUAUCCAUUCUGAUAUCUCUCAUCAGCAGAUGCAAAGAUCAUCUAGCACAAAUAGCGAUAAUGAAAGGACUUCUUUACUAAGAAACAACAAUAAGGCAGUAUCUUAUAUGGGUACAUAUCAAAAUGAUUAUCCACCUAGUCAUCAGCCAGCUAUGACAGUAAAGCAAAUUAGAAAUAAGAGUUUUGCUUCUCGUCUAGUUGAGAACAUCAACUCAAUAUUUUUUAAUCAUUUUAAUUCACAACAACAAGAACAACAUCAAAGGCAAAUAAAUGCUCCUCCUGUUAUCCUACCAACUGGAGUAAAGAUCCCUCAAAAAGUCUUUAGACCUAUUCGAGUUGAGCCAAAGGUGUUCUUUGCGAAUGAGCGCACAUAUUUUUCAUGGAUGUCCUUUGGUACUUUACUUUCCACAUUUUCAUUAGCUUUGUUUAAUGCAGGAGAUGCAGUAGGUAAAGUAAGUGGUGUUAUGUACACACUUGUCUCUAUUUCUACUUUAAUAUAUGGUGUGGGCCUUUACUAUCGUCGUCGCGAAUUAAUUCGAAAUCGUGCAGCAGGUCCUUAUGAUGAAACGGUUGGGCCUACCGUCAUUUGUUUUGCACUUCUUUUUGCAGUUGCCUUAAACACUUAUCUUAAGUUUACUGUAAAAGCGCCAUCCUUAUUGUACUUUUAAAGCUUUCUUUUCUUUUAAUAUAUCAUUCAUCAUAGCAUUAAUACUAUAACCUAUUCAAUUGCUAUUUUUUUGCUCUACAUUUAUAAAAUAUAUACGUAUCUAUAC